This is a messenger RNA of Oryza brachyantha (malo sina), 1848 nucleotides long. RefSeq lists its product as uncharacterized. The record is from RefSeq and is a predicted model, not a curated record. Bases 35 to 1432 code for a protein of 465 amino acids. The transcript is spliced from 3 exons. NCBI's taxonomy places the organism in Eukaryota, Viridiplantae, Streptophyta, Magnoliopsida, Poales, Poaceae.
UCCUCCUCCACGCCGCCGCGCCGAUGCGUCAGGUAUGCUACCUGGUCCCCUUCUCCCACCUCCGCCGCCGGAGCUUGUAGUGUAUCCCUCUGUGCCGAGCCUGCCGCCUUCAGCCACGCCGUCGUCGCCGUCCAUAGGCUCCAGCAUUGCCAUUGUCGUCCUCGUCGUCAUCAGCACGGCCGUCGUGACCAUUGCAAUUGUGGUCUUUCGACGCAGUUACCACCGCCGUCGCCGCCUGUCCUUCUCAUCAUUCUCCCCCCGCUGUAGCUUGUCCCCGAGGGCCUCGUCGUCGUCUUCAUCAUCAACGAUGUCUCAGAUGUGGCGCGCGGCAGUUGCGGCUGUUGGUUCGUCGCCGAGGGCCAGUGCUUCCAGCGUCAGAGCCUGGCCGGAGAUGGCCGUGGCCUCUUCAGCUCCAGGCGAUGCCGGCAAAGCCCCUGCUAUGGCAUUGACUAACUCUGCACAAGGGGCAGUGCAGGGAGCGGCUGGAUUGAUGACACCCUCGGCUACCCCAGCUGCUGCCAUGGUGCCGCCGAUGCUGGUGCCAUCUGCUCCGUCUCUGCCGGAGGUCGAGCAGGUGAUCAUGGACCUGAUCUCACUGCAACCUUCACCGUCGAAGACAAUGAUGAACAACAGCACGGCGGCCUGCUUCUUCUGCAAACAAGUGCUUCUCCCUACUGAGGUGCUCCUCACCCUCCCGGUUUGCUCCCACAUGUUCCAUCAGCGCUGCAUCGUCGGCUGGCUCCGCAGCCGUGUCGUCAUGCCGCUGCUACGCUGCCCACUGUGCCAUGAUUCCAUGAGCAUCCGCUGCAGUAACCCUGCUCCAACCUUCUGCCUGGAUGAGUACGACAUCGAGUCGCAGACGCUGGUGGCGCCUGCGCCGCCUGGCGAGGAGGUGGCGGAGGCAGUGGGGGGUUCUCGUGGGUGGCUCCGCUCCUCGCUAGACAGGCUCUCCGAUAGCUGGAGGGCGUGCUCCGGCAGCCGCGCCACCGCAGCGGUGGCGCCGGGGUCGAGGUCGUCCUCCUCGCGCCGCACCACCGGAAGCUGGAGCCUGGGCUCGAGCGGCCACCUCGGUGCUGACGUCUCGCAUGGCGUUCUUCUUCAGACACAGGUGAAGCUGCCACUGCCAGUCCUGCCUGCUGAUGAAGAGGUGGCAGCCGAUGCUGGGGGCUCUCGCGGGUGGCUCCGCUCUUCUUUGGCCACACUCUCUGGGAGAUGCACCGUCUUCCCCACCAGCUGUUCCGCUGCAAUGGAAUUGCCAGUGUCGUCCUACUCCUCACGGCGCACAACUACUGGGAGCUUGGAACUGAGCUCCAGGGGCGACGGUGGCACUGGCUCGUGGUCCAGGUGGGAUCCUGAGGCGGCUGUGUCGGAGCCACAGGAGAGACCAUCAGUCCUCGGCUAUGCCAGAUGGUUGUUCAGAAACUCAGGAUGAACGAUCGUCUUCAUGUCUCAAAAAAUGAAAGGAAAUAAGAAGAGAUGAAGUGUACAUAGGAGCUAGUACAAAAUAUAGCAUAAAAGUAACAGUUGAGAAGUUGAGAGAUGGAUGCCCAGGGCUUCUUUCUGUAUAGUGUCUGAUGUUGAUCUUUCGAAUCGUCUGCUGCACUUGGCUAUUUCUUCAAUCCAAGCUGAACAGCUCUGCAAGACAACACGAAAAACCAGAGGUAUAUAGGUUUGCUGCUAAGAACUUUAGCAUGUUUCAGUUCCUGAAAGAGUUUGCCCGCUGCAGGCAGUACAUAGUAAAUUGAGCGAUAGGUUUGGAGAAAAUUCUUUGGUUUGUCAAUUACUUUGACGAAAAACAUAUAUAGGUAUGUUUUGUUUUUACUGUAAUACAUGUUGAUCCAAACAAGC